Molecule: messenger RNA, 1125 nt
Organism: Sinocyclocheilus grahami
Lineage: Eukaryota; Metazoa; Chordata; Actinopteri; Cypriniformes; Cyprinidae
Gene: pnp5a
Product: purine nucleoside phosphorylase 5a
Exons: 6
Coding region: 202-1083 (293 amino acids)
Biological process (GO): nucleoside metabolic process
Cellular component (GO): cytoplasm
Molecular function (GO): purine-nucleoside phosphorylase activity
Source: RefSeq, a predicted model, not a curated record
ACGCUUCAGGAAUUUUCCAAAGCGCUUUUAUUCACUCACCCUCGCGUCUCGUGCUACGCGUUAUAGUUUUAUUUGUAUCUCCGAUUUGUUUCAUUGGUAGGUCGUCGCGUAAGUUACGUUCGUGUCUACCAUCUGUUGCUUUAAAGUAACGUUGAUAUUUCCAUUGCGUAUUCGUGAAGGAUCUGACCAGCGAUUUUAAUCAUGUUUCCUGAGAGCAGCACUGGGUACAGCUAUGAGGAUUGCCAGGCCACAGCUGACUGGCUUCUGUCCCAGACUGCAGUGCGUCCUCUGGUGGGCAUCGUGUGCGGUUCGGGUUUGGGUGGACUGGCUGAAGCAUUGAAAGACCAGGUGGCCUUCAACUACAGGGACAUCCCCAACUUCCCCCAAAGUACAGUGCACGGUCAUGCAGGCCGGCUGGUGUUUGGCACUUUGAAGGGUAGACCAUGUGUCUGCAUGCAGGGACGGUUUCAUCUCUAUGAGGGUUAUGCGAUCCAAAAGAUUACGAUGCCUAUGCGGAUAUUCAAACUGCUGGGUGUGGAGACUGUGAUUCUCACCAACGCCGCUGGCGGUCUGAACCAGGACUAUAAAGUAGGCGACAUCAUGAUCAUCAAAGAUCAUCUCAACAUGCCUGGAUUUGCUGGAAACAACCCUCUGGCUGGACCCAAUGACGAAAGGUUUGGCGUUCGUUUCCCCUGCAUGUCGGACGCAUACGAUCGAGAGCUUCAGCAGAUGGCGCUCGACGUGGGUUCGGAGCUCGGUUACAGCAACUUCCUGCGAGAGGGCGUGUACUGCGUUCUAGGAGGACCGUCGUUCGAGACGAUCGCGGAGUGUCGCAUGCUGCACAAGCUGGGAGCUGAUGCUGUCGGCAUGAGUACGGUUCACGAGGUGAUCGUGGCACGGCACUGUGGGAUGCGCGUCUUCGCUCUGUCUUUGAUCACUAAUAAGGCGGUGAUGAACUACGACAGCGAGGAAAAGGCCAAUCAUGAGGAAGUUCUGCAGACGGGCAAACAGCGGGCGGAGCAGCUGGAGAGGCUGGUGUCCACCAUAGUCACCCGGCUAGAGCACAACAACAAUUUCGCUUAAGACUGUUCUCAGAUCAGAUCUUAAUCAGAUCAGUCACAGACC